AUGAACACUCGGGUGAAACCACUCUGUUGUCACAACUUCAUAAUGACCUUACUAACAAGCUGGAUAUCAGCACCAACAGCAUUCCUUCUCUUAGAUUUUUGGAGAGCAAAGGUACAUGCUUCUGGAAGCCCAGAGGAGGAAAUAGAUUACACAUAUGUUAUUAUAGGAGUUACUCUGGGAGCAGUUCUAGCAAUCGGUUUUGUAGCAGUAAUAAUCUGCAUGGUCAAAGCCAAAAUGAUUGACAGUGACUUUGGAGAGUCAGAUGGCAAAAUGGAAAGAAGGUCAAACACAGGAUCAAGCCAAAACAGAUGACAGCAAUGCAAUAAGAAACCCAAGUACAAGAGAUCAAUAACCCUUUUGCAAUCAACAGUUACCUGGUCUGAGGAUCAAUAGAAGUCUCUUGUGCACAGGCAGGAAUCUUACCAAUACCAAUCCUUUUCUCUGUUCUUUAGUUGAAAGGCUGAUUGAUUGUUUACAGGAAGAGCUUAUAGUGCAGCUAACUUCAAUAACCUGCACCCAAAAGGCCUGCAAUCCCCCUCAGCAUGUCUGUGAAGGAGAUGUGUGAGGAAAAUAAAAUAGAUGGGCUCUGUUCACUAAUAGAUCCUCUUUAUUCUGUGAUAAAUAUAUGAUUGAUUUCUAAAGUCAGUUAAAUAUCAGGUAAUCAGAAAGGUGGCAAUAUAAUUCAGCAGCAGAAUUCAUGGUUACAGACAUGUUUCAAGAGAAGUAAAUAAUUAUUUCAGCAACUUGGAAAAUCAUUCAUUUGAGGUUAGAACAAAACAAGGCUUAAAAUUUAUUUCAGGAAAUACAUGUUUUGGGUAAGAAAAUAUUUCAUUAAUUUAAAGUUUUAUCUUUUUUAGAUCUAGAACUGAUGUAUUUUGUAGGUGUUAGUGAUGAUUCAAUUUAAAAUUAAUUAUGGCCAUUUAAAAUUAAAAAUUCCUUUUUGAAAUAAUGUUUUUCAUGUUCUGUUGACACUUCAUGUCAACACUGUACAAACAAACUAAUCUGUUAUUUCCAGGAUUUCCCUAUCCCUAUUUCUUUAGUAUAAAACAAUGCACUAAGUUCAAUCAGAAUUUGUGAAUAAUUUCAGUUUCCCAGCACCUUCAUUCUUGUUCUAGCCUUAUAUGUUCUGUUGGACUUGAUUAUAUCAAAAUUGCUUUGCCUGGCUCCAAUUAUAAGUUUCUUACAGUGGGAAUGAUGAGAAGAAAAGUUAAAGAUUUGUUUCAGAACAUUUAGAGUAGUUUAAAUAAUUUAAAAUAAUUUAAACCCAAGUUAUUCUGUAAACACUUUCCAACUUUUAACAAAGCUUUGAGUCGGUGGCUUUGGUUUUGGUUCAGAAAACAAUGCUGUGGAUUCUAUUCUGUUUAAUCCUCUUCUUUCAAGAAUGCUGUAUAUAACAUAUUGUCAUCACAGGGUGCAAGAAAACAGGGAGAUUUUUGUAUUUCAACCGAGGCUUUUCUUUCACCUUGUGAAGACAGGGCAGCCACUGUCAACUGUGAGAACUUUGGGAACUCUUGGCCAGCAUCCUCUGCUAUUCCUACAGCUUCUCUCAGGAAACCCAGCAGAACUUCAAGGCUUGGGGGCCUCAGGUAGAUGGCAUGCCCAACUGAGUUAAGUAAUAUCCCAGUAUUUCACAGGCAGAGCUGUAUGUUGUAGCAUUACAGGAUGACUCCAAACUGGAUGUUACACUAUUUUAUUGCAACUUACCAUUAUCCAGAUCCAAAGACUCCAACCUGUAAAUAAAUAGGAUCUUCAUAACCUUUUAGCUCAAGCCAAUGUCUAUAGACAUAUGGGCUUUUUUAAAUCCCUCACUUUACAUACAUUCUUAAAGUUCAGUUUUAUACCUGCUUCUGCUUUCAGUGUGGCAGAUCAUAAUAAAAAUAAUAAAGUUCUUUCCAGCUCUCCACUAAUAUAAGAGAUUUAAUCCAACUUAAAAAAAAAAAAAAAGCGCAGUUGUGAGACUGAAGUCCAACCUAGAAAUUCUGAGUGUUAUUAAGAAAUAUCACUCAAAAGUCAUGGAGAUAAGGGCCUCCUGUCCAGUAAUCAACUUUCAGAUCAGGCAGAGCUGAUGUGCUGGGUCAGGGACUUAGAGGAAACAUGCUGUUAGAACAUAAGAACAGAUAUAUCAGAAUUUUGUUUUUAUAAAGAAUAAGCUACUGUACUACUUGUGACUAACUAAAGGGAUCUCAAUAUAGGUAUUUUUUGACUUUCACAAAGCAGGUCAUUUGUCAAAUGUGCAAAGGAAACUGGAUAGUAAUUUUCCCACACAUUUUGAACAACAAAAUGUAAAAUUUAUUUUGACAGAAGAAUGAUAUAUUGGAAUACUUUCCCUGGUUUCCUAGGCGUCUGUUACCCAUUUCAGUAACACUGCAGUUCAUUAGCAGCAUUUGCUAACAGAUAAACUAAAGCAGUAAUGUGAUACUUGUAAGUAAUUUUGUGUACAUGUGUAAGUGAAUAAAGCAUCUUGUAAGGUA
This is a messenger RNA of Vidua macroura (Pin-tailed whydah), 2471 nucleotides long. RefSeq names its product transmembrane protein 273 (gene TMEM273). The record is from RefSeq and is a predicted model, not a curated record. The transcript has 6 exons. The coding region runs from base 1 to 312 and encodes 103 amino acids. Lineage: Eukaryota; Metazoa; Chordata; Aves; Passeriformes; Viduidae.